CGGGCGGGGCGUUGCCGGGCGACGGCAGCAUGCUGCCCGUGGUACCCAGAGAGUGCGUCGCGGCGGGCGGGACCCGCUGCGCCUCGGCCCGGACUCGCACUGCGUCCGCGGGGGUCACGACCCGGCCGCCGCAGGGCCCCUAGGCGGCGUCUCCCGAGCCCCUGCGACAUGCGUGGCGCCCGGCGUGUGCUGCGGAAGCGACGACGGGCGGAUCGCUGCACGCGGGCGGACUGAGGAGACCGUAAGUGGCCGUCGGCCGAGCCUCGGUGCCCCGGCGGGAGCUCUUGACCCGCCUCGCAGACAGCAUCGGAGUCUCUCACGCCUGUCCCCCGAGCAGGGGUAGUCCGGGACCCGGCUCUGCUGGUCGGCACUGGGAGGAGGCGUGGCGGGGCCGCGGGAAGCGGUGUCCAAGCAAGAAAAAUUCCUGUUGCCUUUAAAACAAAAUGGAAAAAUAUGAAAACCUAGGUUUGGUUGGAGAAGGAAGCUACGGAAUGGUGAUGAAGUGUAGGGAUAAAGACAGCGGGAGGAUUGUGGCCAUCAAGAAGUUCUUAGAAAGUGAUGAUGACAAAAUGGUUAAAAAAAUUGCCAUGCGAGAGAUCAAGUUACUGAAGCAACUGAGGCAUGAGAAUUUGGUUAAUCUGUUGGAAGUGUGUAAGAAGAAAAAAAGAUGGUACCUGAUCUUUGAAUUUGUUGAUCACACAAUUCUGGAUGACUUGGAACUCUUUCCAAAUGGACUGGACUACCAAGUAGUGCAGAAGUAUUUGUUUCAGAUUAUUAAUGGAAUUGGCUUUUGUCACAGUCACAAUAUCAUACACAGGGACAUAAAGCCAGAGAACAUCUUGGUGUCCCAGGCUGGUGUGGUGAAGCUGUGUGACUUUGGGUUUGCGCGCACGCUGGCUGCACCCGGGGAGGUGUACACAGACUACGUGGCCACCAGGUGGUACAGGGCGCCAGAGCUUCUGGUUGGAGAUGUCAAGUACGGCAAGGCUGUCGAUGUCUGGGCUAUUGGUUGUCUGGUAACAGAGAUGCUCACGGGGGAGCCCCUGUUUCCGGGAGACUCUGACAUUGACCAGCUCUACCACAUUGUGACGUGUUUAGGUAAUUUAAUUCCAAGACAUCAAGAGCUGUUUUAUAAAAAUCCUGCAUUUACCGGAGUACGACUGCCUGAAAUUCAAGAAACAGAACCUCUUGAAAGACGCUAUCCUAAGCUCUCUGAAGUUGUGAUGGAUUUAGCGAAGAAAUGCUUGCACACUGACCCUGACAGAAGGCCACUGUGUGCUGAGCUCCUGAGCCACACUUUCUUCCAGGCGGACAAGUUUGCCGAGAGAUUUUCCCAGGAACUACAGUUAAAAAUACAGAAAGAGGCCAGGAAUAUUUCUUUGCCUAAAAAAUCCCAAAACAGAAAGAAGGAAAAGGAAAAAGAUGAAUGUUUAGGUGAAGAAAGGAAAACACUUGUGGUACAGGAUGCCAAUGCUGAUGCCAAGACUAAAGAUCCCAAAGUGUGUAAAACAAAAGGGUCCAAAGUUGAUGGAGAGAAAGCUGAAAAGGGUACGAGAACUGCCAAUGCCAGCUGUCUUCGGAACAGUGGGACCAGCCACAUGCAGGCAGCGCCCUCAGACUGCCUUGGGGACCGUGGCAGCCAGGCCACCAAGGUCCCAGGCACUGCCAUUCCUCCGCUGGCGCACACUCCAUCUGCAGCGGCCCCUGGUGGUCACCCCGGAGCCCAGAGUUACAGAGUGGAUGAGAAAACUAAGAAGUAUUGCAUUCCAUUUGUUAAGCCAAAUAAACACUGUCCGUCAGGAAUUUAUAAUAUCAGUGUGCCCGCACAGCAGGUCUCCAGUGAGAAGAACUUGCUUCAGGCAAGCAGGAAGCGAAGGGAGUACUCCAGGACAGAGGUGCGACUGCCUGAGCUGAGCUACAGCCACCUGCCCGAUCUGCGCGCCUUGGAAGGCAUGGCUCGAAAUUCUAGACUAAUAAGGAAAGAGAACAAAAUUCUUUCUGAAUCUCGAAUCCCUUCUCUGGCUGCUAUUGACCUUCAUGCCUCCAGCAUGGCACUGCACCAGGUGCUGGGCUCACCCCUGUCCGAAGACACCGAGGCCAACGCGCCCUGGGUGGAGCACCAGCACUGAGCCCACGCACGGCGCUACACCCAAGAUGACACCCUUUUGCGAUCCGAGUGCCUGAUGUGCUCGGAGGAGAGAGGCAUGGCUUUGUCUCCUCCUAACUGUCUGCUUCUUCUGAGAAAGGCUCCCAGAGGAAGGAAGACAAGGCCGCAGUGGCUGCACAGGAAGACUGAACGGUGCCGCCUGCCCUUCUCAGUCUGUUGCUACUGUUUCAAGAUGUGUCUAAUGGAGAAUAGUGAUAUGGGUCUUGUUACAUGAAUGUGUGUUUGCUGUUAAUAGAUUGUGUAUUUAAAGUUAGCUGAGAUUAAAAAUGAGUAAAAAAGAAAAAUAGAAAAGAUCAUAUUAUUGAUGCAUUGAACUGUGUGUGCUCUUGGUACAAAUGCUUGCUGUUAAAAAUGAAAAAGCUAGAGUCUGUAAGAGAAAAUGUUUACCUUACCCUAACCCUAAAAACACACUUAGAACUCAUAACUUGUUUCUGGGCCCUGAGGUGCUGUGUAACUGCUGUUUAUGGGAGGUGCGGGUCUGUGGUUGUGGCCCUCAGCGGAUCUUCUAGCACCCCACCAGUGGCAGCCUGUAGCAGAACCAUGACUUCACUGUCCUCUGAGGAGCGUCUGGACCAGGGUUCCCUCCCUCUAGAGCAGGGGUUGGAGAAGUUAGAGGUGUGCCCGGGAGCUGGUUCGGGCUGCUCGGUAGGGAAGGCCAUAGCAUACCAAAUGUGCUGGGAGGCAGGCUCCUGGAAGCAGGCAGCCACCCCACAGCUGCUGUGGAAGCACCGGUGUAGGAAGCUUCCAGAGGGACCUCUGCUGUCCUGGACUCCACUCUGUCCGUGGUAGUUUGAGUAUAACAAUAAAUCUCAGAAAAGUUCCAGUCUCCUCAUUGCCGCAGACAUGAAGGUCUGCCCUAAAGCAUCUCCCCAAAGUGCAGAGUCAUCCGCCCACAUUCCUUAUACCAUCUGCAGCUCCGCAGGGCUGGGUUGGAGCAGUCGGGCCUUGGGUUCCUGGUUUCUGGCUUCGUGGUAUGCAUUCAUCACGUUAGGAAUAAUUUUGACAGGGACCAGACUUUGCCGGGUUUUUUUAUUUAGCCAAAUAAUAUAGUGUGGUGUUCUUUCCAAAAGUCACCCAUUAGACGUUAUCCCAUGAAUUUAACUAGAGCUUCUAUUAUCCUGAAGGGCUUGAUACUGAAAUUCUAGCAUUAGAUACUUGGCCCUCAAAAGAACAGGACAUUCCAGAGGAGGCAAAAUAAAGGGUUGUGAUGUACAAGUCAUAGAAGGUGAUUUGAUUCGAUUGGUUUGGGUUUCAAAGCUGUGUUUUUAACCUCUGUCAAGGUGUGGCUGGUGUAUCACAGUGGGGAGGUUAGUGUGUUGGCCUUAGUAAGUGCCACAUUAAAAUACCAUUUUAUUUUCACUUUGGAAAGCGUGGCCGGCAUGCUGUAUGCUGUGGAAACAGCCCUGGGUAAAACCAGGCAGCACUUCUGCCUUACUUCAGUGGUGUUUUCUGUGAGAAUCGGGGUGAUAGUAGCACGGUGUGUGAGAGGCUGGGGUCAGUGGCCUUCUAAUUCCUGCCGGGCUUUUAGCAAGAUACCUUGUGCUCUUUAGGAUUAAGGGACUGCGAAUCGUCCUGUAAGUCCAUGUGGGUCCUUGAGAUCGUACCUGGUUGGACCCUAGGCUGAGUGAGUAGGGAAAGACUGUGUACACUGGAGCUGUAAACACGGCCAAAGUAAUCGCUGUUCUAAAACGGGUGUUGAUGCUUAUUUAGGCUCUUUAGAGGGGUGGGAUUUACUCACCUACUAACAUGGAACCUGCAUCUGUUCUAGUGGGCUUGCUGUGUGUCUGAAUGUUUGGAAACUAAUAAAUAUCUUAGCUCUAUAGGUGAGUUUAAUUUAGGUUUAUUAAGAGAUUAUAAGUAGCAUAUGUACCACUGUACGGUAUUAAUAAAAACCUUUGAAGUA
Cavia porcellus (domestic guinea pig) is the source of this 4070-nucleotide messenger RNA. RefSeq names its product cyclin dependent kinase like 2 (gene Cdkl2). Gene Ontology annotation, cellular component: nucleus. Gene Ontology annotation, molecular function: protein serine/threonine kinase activity; ATP binding. The coding region runs from base 444 to 2129 and encodes 561 amino acids. The record is from RefSeq and is a predicted model, not a curated record. Gene Ontology annotation, biological process: protein phosphorylation. NCBI's taxonomy places the organism in Eukaryota, Metazoa, Chordata, Mammalia, Rodentia, Caviidae. The transcript has 14 exons.